UCUCUCAUCUGCUACUUAAUUUUCCCAGCCUUCUCUAUCAAAAUCUCUCUCUCUGUGCCUACAUUUUUUCAAGCAUAACGCUCCUCCAAGAAAGCAAAAAACAAUUCACACUUUUUCUUUCCCAUUACUGUCAGAUUGCAACCAAAUUAUAAAAAAGAAAAGAAAAGAAAAGUUGCAAUUUGGCAAGUGAGGUGGGGAUAAUAUCUGCUUGAAUUAGCAGAGCAGGGCAGUGGUGGGUCUUCCUUCCAAAAUGGGAAGACACUCGUGCUGUUACAAGCAGAAGCUAAGGAAAGGUUUGUGGUCUCCAGAGGAAGAUGAGAAGCUCUUGAGGUAUAUCACCAAGUAUGGUCAUGGCUGCUGGAGUUCUGUCCCAAAACAGGCUGGUUUGCAAAGGUGUGGGAAGAGCUGCAGAUUGAGGUGGAUUAACUACUUGAGGCCUGAUUUGAAGAGAGGCACAUUCUCCCAAGAGGAAGAGGACCGUAUCAUUGAACUCCAUGCACUUUUGGGGAAUAGAUGGUCCCAAAUAGCAGUACAGUUGCCGGGAAGAACCGACAACGAGAUAAAGAACCUUUGGAACUCUAGCUUAAAGAAGAAGCUGAGACAGAGAGGCAUUGAUCCCACCACUCACAAACCCCUCUCCGAGCUCGAAAACGGAGAAGACAAGCAGCUUCCCACCACCACCAACACCCCCCAAGAGAGAGUCUCACCAUUGGGGCCAGCAUCCAAUGAAUUGAACCUGCGCAAGGUAGCCAAUUCAAAACCCGAAAAGGCUUUCCUAACAUCUUCAAUCGCUGCUGCAGCACAAGUGAACUACCACCACCAACUCCAAGUACCGGCAAGUCCUCCGGACGAUUCCAAGGGAAUAUUAACCAUUGACUCCUUCCUGGAUAGGCAUGUACCCACCUCCUCCCACCACCACCACCUCCAAGCCCUCACCUCCACCUGCCUCCACCCUUCGGAUUUUGUUUCUUCUUUUCCCCUUCACCAAUUGAAUUAUGCAUCAUCCAAUAUUGCCUCCAGGUUCUCAAUGGACCCAAACCCAAACUCAACCUCCUGGUUUGCUCAGAGUGGCAACACAUUGGACAUGAAUACAGAGCUUAUCAUGAGUACCUCCAAUGGAAUUUCUAAUUACAGCUCAAUCCUCCCUGCUCCUGCUACGCCUACGCCAUUCAAGCAUUCCAAUUCUUAUCUCUCCAAUAAUAGUACUAAUAAUAAUUCCUCAAUGGGUUCCCAUAGCAUGAGUUACUGGGAAGCUGCAGCCUCCAGCAGCGGUAGCAGUAGCAGUGAGUUGCAGACGAACAACACCAAUUUCUUUGACAACAUUAACAUCAACAACAGCAGCAACAGCAACAGCAGCUUCACAUGGGGAUUAGCAGAUUGUAGCACAUCGAAUAGGAAAGGCGGCGACCAAUUAGUCCGUCAUCUGUUGGAAGGCGAAGGAGGAGGACAGGAAGACACGAAAUGGUCAGAAUAUGUGCAGAGCCCAUAUUUCAUGGCUACAGCAGCCACUUUGCAGAUGAAUCAAACCCCACAACUUCUAUACAAUCACCAGAUAAAAUCAGAAACCAAUAGUCUGGGUAGUGUCAUGUGGCCCCAUAACCAGCAGCAGGAACACGAGCCUUUACAAGGCGAAAUUUAGCUCAUGUUUCUCACCAAUUACAUGGUGGAAUUGAUCGAUGAAUUGCAGAUUUUUUUUUUUUUUUCUUUUUUU
Cornus florida is the source of this 1711-nucleotide messenger RNA. RefSeq names its product transcription factor MYB61-like. The record is from RefSeq and is a predicted model, not a curated record. The coding region runs from base 251 to 1639 and encodes 462 amino acids. The transcript has 3 exons. Gene Ontology annotation, biological process: regulation of stomatal movement. Lineage: Eukaryota; Viridiplantae; Streptophyta; Magnoliopsida; Cornales; Cornaceae.